GCCCCGGCCGGGACACGCUGAAUACACUGGAAGCAGCCAUGGCGGAUGGUCCAGUGGCGGAACUGCUGCUCCGGCGGCUGGAGGCGUCCGAUGGUGGCCUGGACAGUGCGGAGCUAGCGGCCGAGCUGGGCGUGGAGCAUCAGGCGGUGGUGGGCGCCGUGAAGAGCCUUCAGGCGCUGGGCGAGGUCAUCGAGGCUGAACUUCGCUCCACCAAGCGCUGGGAGCUUACUUCGGAAGGCGAGGAGAUUGCCCGGGAGGGCAGCCAUGAGGCCCGUGUGUUUCGAAGCAUCCCCCCCGAGGGCCUGGCCCAGAGCGAGCUUAUGCGACUGCCCAGUGGCAAAGUGGGGAUCAGCAAGGCCAUGUCCAACAAGUGGAUCCGGGUGGACAAGAGCACGGCCGACGGGCCCCGGGUGUUCCGAGUGGUGGACAGCAUGGAGGAUGAGGUACAGCGGCGGCUCCAGAUGGUCCAGCGGGGACAGGCUGAGAAGCUGGGGGAAAAGGAGAGGAGCGAGCUGAGGAAGAGGAAGCUGCUGGCUGAAGUGACCCUGAAGACCUACUGGGUGAGCAAAGGCAGUGCCUUUAGUACCAGCAUCUCCAAGCAGGAGACCGAGCUGAGCCCAGAGAUGAUCUCCAGUGGCUCCUGGCGGGACCGGCCCUUCAAGCCCUACAACUUCUUGGCCCAAGGCGUCCUCCCUGACAGCGGCCACCUUCACCCCCUGCUCAAGGUCCGCUCCCAGUUCCGACAGAUCUUCCUGGAGAUGGGGUUCACCGAGAUGCCGACCGAUAACUUCAUUGAGAGCUCCUUCUGGAACUUUGAUGCACUCUUCCAGCCCCAGCAGCACCCAGCCCGUGACCAGCACGACACCUUCUUCCUUCGAGAUCCAGCUGAGGCCCUGCAGCUCCCAAUGGACUACGUCCAGCGGGUCAAGCGGACCCACUCUCAGGGCGGCUACGGCUCACAGGGGUACAAGUAUAACUGGAAGCUGGACGAGGCCCGGAAAAACCUACUGCGCACCCAUACCACAUCAGCCAGUGCCCGUGUGCUCUACCGCCUUGCUCAGAAGAAACCCUUCACGCCAGCCAAGUACUUCUCCAUUGACCGAGUAUUCCGGAACGAGACCCUGGAUGCCACACACCUGGCUGAGUUCCACCAGAUCGAGGGCGUGGUGGCAGAUCACGGCCUCACCCUAGGCCACCUCAUGGGCGUUCUUCGGGAGUUCUUCACCAAGCUGGGUAUCACCCAGCUCCGCUUCAAGCCAGCCUACAACCCAUACACGGAGCCCAGCAUGGAGGUGUUCAGCUACCACCCAGGCCUGAAGAAGUGGGUGGAGGUUGGAAACUCAGGGGUGUUCCGUCCGGAAAUGCUGCUGCCCAUGGGGCUUCCCGAGAAUGUGUCAGUCAUUGCCUGGGGCCUCUCCCUGGAGCGAAGAUGGGAGCCAUGGAAAACUAAGCAGAAGAGCACAUGUGCUGACCUCAUGGUAAACUCUCUUCCCUCCCCCAUAAGCCCAACGAUGAUCAAAUAUGGCAUCAACAACAUCCGGGAGCUGGUGGGCCACAAGGUGAACCUGCAGAUGGUGUACAACAGUCCCCUAUGCCGCCUGGAUGCCAAGCCGAGGCCCCCUCCCACACAGGAGGCUGCGUGACAUGAACCACUCCAGGACACCUCGCCCUCCCUGAGUCCCUGCUGCCCCGCUCCUUUGCAUCCCUGGGCCAGUGACCUUGUAUUUAUGAGGCCUCUGUGAGGCCAGCCCCACCUUCCUCUUUCCCACCCAUCCCAGGGCCAGAUCCCAGGGACAAGAGGACAGAGUAGCAGGUUCCUUCUGUUGUCCUGUAUGGUGUGUCCACUGUGAGGGUGGGCCCUGGGGAGACCUGUGGGCCACCUACUGUCUAAUAAAGUGGGCAGUUGCCCCCA
Messenger RNA from Sapajus apella (tufted capuchin), 1912 nucleotides. RefSeq names its product phenylalanyl-tRNA synthetase subunit alpha (gene FARSA). The transcript has 13 exons. Gene Ontology annotation, biological process: phenylalanyl-tRNA aminoacylation. Gene Ontology annotation, cellular component: phenylalanine-tRNA ligase complex; cytoplasm; cytosol. The record is from RefSeq and is a predicted model, not a curated record. Gene Ontology annotation, molecular function: ATP binding; phenylalanine-tRNA ligase activity; tRNA binding. NCBI's taxonomy places the organism in Eukaryota, Metazoa, Chordata, Mammalia, Primates, Cebidae. The coding region runs from base 39 to 1643 and encodes 534 amino acids.